Molecule: messenger RNA, 1344 nt
Organism: Phaeoacremonium minimum UCRPA7
Lineage: Eukaryota; Fungi; Ascomycota; Sordariomycetes; Togniniales; Togniniaceae
Product: putative m protein repeat protein
Exons: 3
Coding region: 1-1344 (447 amino acids)
Cellular component (GO): endoplasmic reticulum; Golgi apparatus
Source: RefSeq, a predicted model, not a curated record
AUGGAAGAGGGCAAGAAUCUCAUGAGUACAGAACAAAAGCUGAGGACUGUCAUCAAGGGCCUACGCACAAAGAUCACCGAAAAUGAGAAGGAGCUCAGUAAUGUCAAGACAUCACGUGGGAAGCUCGAGGCGGACCUCGAUAAUGCACGAAGGCAGUCACGGCGAGCAGACGAUUUGGAGAAGUAUCAGCAAGAACUACAUAAACGCAUUGGACAGUCACAAAAGGAUAUUGAUGCAUUGAAGUCCGAGGGAGCUGCCAAGGAUCGAACAAUUGCCGACUUGAAGUCGCAAUUACAGAAGGCUGCACAAGAGAAGGAGGCAUUGGCGACAAAAAUCAAUGACGAGGCUCUCGACAAGGAGCGCAAGCGAGCUAGAGAUCUGGAAGAGCAGGUUUCUGAUCUCAAGGUUGAGAAGAACCUUGUAGCAGACCGAGCUAAGACCCAAGCCACUGAGUUGAAAGAGAAAGCCGAGAGAGCAGCCGAGCGGGCCAAGGCUGUGGAGAUCGAACUGAAGGCGGAGAUUCAGAUCAUGGAGAGCAAACUUGAAGCUAUGCGCGUACGCGCUGAGGAGGCAUCCUCAGGCGCGAUUGGCGAUUCUCAAGCGAAACUCCUUCGUCAAAUAGAGACGUUGCAGUCUCAGUAUGCCAUUGCAAGCGAAAAUUGGCAGGGAAUCGAGACAACACUUCUCGCUCGCAUCACAAAUCUUGAGAAGGAGAGAGACGAGGCACAGCAACGCGAGUCUGAUGUCCGGAAGAAGGCUCGAGAAGCUGCUAAGCGUGCUAAACGACAAGAGGAAGAGCUGGAGGAAACCAGAACCAAGCUACCCUCACUCGAGGACGAUGCCAAGGCGUACCAGACACAAAUAGAAUCCCUGAGGAAGCGUGCCGAGGAAGCUGAAGCUGCAUUACAAGAGGCAAAAGCUGAUUUCGAGAAACAAAAGGCCUCCUGGAAAGAAGAGAAGAGCAACCAACAGAUAGUCCAAGACAUGGUGUCCGUUUCUACUGUCGCUGCUGGCCCAUCGGUCCAAUUAGUCGAGAGGAUGAGCGCUGCCAUUCGACGGCUUGAGACUGAGAAGGUCGCAACCAAAGAAGAAUUAGCAAGAAUAUCAAAGCAGCGAGAUGAGGCCCGGGCAGAAAUCGUUGCGCUUAUGCGAGAAGCAGAGUCCGGAAAGUCAGCCUUGCAGAAGGUUGCGGAUCUUGAGGCGCAAGUUGCCGAAGUCAACGGGCGCUAUGAGACGACCCUAGAGUUGCUUGGGGAGAAGAGCGAGCUUGUGGAAGAGUUGAAGUCUGACGUGGAGGACGUCAAGGCAAUGUAUAGAGAUCUAGUUGAAAGGACGAUCAAGUAG